AUGCGCGACCGCCUUGGCUCAAGCCUCAGCACUUUCACCAUGUUACCGCGCCUGUGUGGCUUCUUUUUAACACUGGCACACUUCUCGCACGCCCGAGACGUGUGCCCCUCCGACACAGCGUUCCCUUCGAAAUCUUUGCUGCAAAAGUCGUGGUACCCCCUCCGACACAGCUCUCUCGCAUCCGGUGCAGUCGACGUCGAGAGCAAGCGGGGCGAGCACACUUUGGACGCUCAGAUUUGCAGGGUGGCAUUGUGCCGGGAUGAGUAUUACGUGGACUGCCCCGCUUCUUGGGCAACUCGGCUCUGGAAACGCGGAGGUCAACAGAGGCUUUCUCGCGAUUGUUUGGCUCAUGAGGUAUAUGCGGUGCGGGCCACUGACCCCAACGGUUUCCGAGUCAUCAGCCUGGACAGAGAAGUGGGACAGCAUGUCGAGUCAAUCCAAGUCUCUGAAGGCUGUGCGAGGGUGAUCGUUGUGGAUGAGGAGAAUCCGGACGAUCAGACGACUUGCAACCACCCAGGCUGCCCUGAGCUGCCGAAUGACUUCUCGGAGGACGUCGGUGGCCUUCAGCUCUUUAACGCCCAAGGCUCACCUCUCUGGUCCGGCGAGCAGCCGAGCUGCAAAGCGGAGCUGAGCCUGAUCACUACUUGGGAUGGGAAGGAGAUGCAAUGUUCCCUUGAGACCAAGUCCGUCUUCGGCAGGACCUGGACCGCAAGAGACAUGAGAUGGGCUUGUGGCGUCACUUAUGCCCAAGAUGAGCUGCACUACGAGCUCACAAAAGUAGCGCUGAGUUCGGGCUGCGAUUCUGCUGUGAUUAAGGGCAUCUCGGGCAAGACGAGGUACGUGCCAAGAAUUCGGCAGAAUAAUCAGCACGAUGAUUUCUACGAUGCGCAUUACUUCACCCUCAUGGAUAAUGCGGAUGAGGUCACAGAGUAUGCGACUGACUUUUCCCUUUACGCCCAUGAUGGAGGCUUGCGACCGAUCCAGAGCAUUUGCCCCGCAGGGUAUUUGGUGAUCCCUGGGCAGGGCACCAUCAUUGAUACGAAGGAGGCUUUUGAGGCUUACGCGGCCUGUGACGGGUUGGAUGCAUGCUGUGGUCUGACAGAGGGCGAGGGCUUGCAAUAUACCAGCUCUGUGCGGAAAUUGGAUAUGGUGCAGUGCGAUGUGAAGCCCGUGGAUGGCAAAUACUUCAGCACCUGCAUCAAGAGUGCAAAGGCUGAGGUGGUCAAGCAGAAGGUUGCACUGCGGAGCGUGAACGAUCCGUUUGCAAAGCUUGUCUUUGGGCGAGGAAUGGUGCAAGCCAAGAAACAUCAGCUGCUACAACUACUCCUGGCCAGCCAAGACUCGCAACUCUCCUCAUCAGCGAUUUACAACUUCAUGACAGUCCUGGAAGGCUACAUUGGCUUGGAAUGCGGGGGCCUCAGCCGAAAGGGUUGUAAAAGGUUUCUUUCUGUGGGACGUGCUGCGGACAUGCUUGCGCUCAUCGCAAGUGCUUGCAACAGAUUGUCCAUGCGGUGGCUUUUGCGGCUGGAAGCAUGCAGUGUUUUCGGGAAGUUCUUCCUCCCUAAAAACGCGGCGUUUGCAAGCAUCGAGCCCGAGGACCUUCUCGGCGCAGCCUCCAAGUUCGAGGACGAGAUCUUGUCAAGGAUCACGGCUGAGAUCGGCCUUUUGGUGCAAGCAGCCAUGGCUGUGGAGUUUGGGGCCGGAGGUUCUCACGAGACCAAGUGGGGCAGAGAACUCGCCGACAACUUCCGGCACUCCGGCUGUGAUCAGGCCAAGCACGUUGUUGGCUUGCCGCCGCUGCGCUCGCCCGGAACGUGUGAAAACCUCAGGCGCUUUGAUUUUUACACGGAACAUUACAGGCAGCUGCCCGCCAACCUAAAGAUGUACCUGAAACAGUUUGCCGUGGUUCUUGCUGGGACACUCUACAAGGAUUUUGCAGAAGAUGCUUAUGAUGACGACCGCUAUGACAUCUUGACCGAUUGCUUUGUCAGCGAGAAGGUUGCCACCGACAAUCGCUUCGAACAGUCCAAUCAGCUGAGGGAGCGGAUGCUGGCAAACCCGGCGGAAAAGAGGUGGCUUUAUCGGCGAGUCCUCACUACGUAUCAUGACACCACUCUGUGGCACGACUUUGUUGAAGGUCUUGAUGUCCAGAAAGUGGGCGACUUCACCACCACCUUCAUCUUGAGGGCUCACCUCAUCACGCGCUUCCUGUACGGCGAGAUUGAGACCAAAAUUCCUGAAGCGCUGGGACAGCUCUACAACCUGCACUCCUUGCUGGCCGUCUUCUUGGAAGGAGUACCGGCAUCUGUCACAGCGACAAUUGGUGGUGAGAACCGGGUGGUUGCGCUUGAAGACAUCAUUGCCUUCAUAUCUUUCUUGAGCAGCGCUCAGAAUGCUGUACAUAUGCCCGUGGAAACACUCUUCGCUUCCGACGAGUACACGAAGAAUGUCGAGGCUCUCGAGACGGUCGCUUCUGCCGUGCUGUUGCAAGACAAUGCGACACCCGAUGCCAGAGAAGCGGCAACUCGGGAUUUGAGCGUGAAGGCUGCGGUAAUCAGGAAGCUUCUCCUCGACACCGUGUUGUGCCAGGACGUGGAAGGCUGCAGCAUGACCUAUGCACCCGAGACCGUGAAGCUGGAUUAUGGGAUCCCUCCUGAUGGUUCCGUCUGGUCCAAGGCAGGCGAUCAUACUGCCUGCAGGGGUAAGGACUACGAUGAUGAUAGCAGCAACCACUUCGUACCACACGAGAAUGUGGCCUUCCCCAAGGCAUGCAUGGAUCUUUGCACGCAGGAGGGGGGGUGCCAAGGCAUCCAGUAUAGUUACCUCAGCAGGCAAUGCCAGCUGUGGACCCGGCCGGCGGGCAUUGAGCACUUCGUGGGUGAGGCAGGUUCCGUUUGCUACGUCUUGGCUGCCAAGGGUGUCGUGCCAGUGAAGAUCGGCUCGCCCGGCCUGGACGUCUCCAAGAAGUGUGUGGACAUGGACCAGCCUGUCACAUGCUCCAAGGAUGCUGCUGCAAGGGGACGGCGGCUCUCAGGCAACAAGCGCCCAGAGAGCUUCACCAUCGCUGUGACCGACGCUGUAACGGUGUGCGCUGAGCGCAUAGACGCAGGCCUGAUGAAUCCUUUCGUUGGUUGGGCUUGGGAUCUGGAAAUCGCGUGCACGACUCACCCAGACAGCAUCACAGUGGUCCUCGGGAAAAGUGGCUGGGGGCAGGCCUGUAUAAGCACCCGCACGCCGGUGGAGUGUUCCGCCGUGUCCGCGGAUUACGGGGCCCGCCUCGGUGAUGAUGACUUGGAAACACUCAUGUUCCACGUGACCUCAGAAGCCGAAGGCUUGGGAAGCCGAGUUUGUGCCAAGCGCCUGGACAAGAAAGGCGAAGGCUGGACCUUGGAUUUGAAGAUCAGAUGCCGGCCGCUAGCAGUGCGCUCUGCUCCCAUUCAGAACGCGCUCCACCAGUCACUUGAGGAGUUUCUGUACAAUCUCGACUCGUUGAACCAGUCAAACUUUGAUUUCGCUCUGCCGGCGCAAGCACUCACCCGAAAGGUCUGUGAUAGUCAGAAGCAAGUCAACAACCAGGACUUCCAAGAGGAGUACACAGACGUUUCCUCAGUGCGAUGGUGUCAAGAGCUUUGCCGACAGAGUGUGGCGUGCCUCUCGCUCCAGUACGAUGAGACGACCAAGCGCUGCGAGUUGACCUGCUCGCCGGAGUCGGAGGGCUCCUGGUUGCAGACGAGCCAGAGCCGGAGGAGCUUGGAUCUCGCGGAUACUGCCCUGAAGUUGGCAGGUCUGCAGAACUACCUGACAAAGAGCGUGGCUUGCGAGGGCAAGGCCCAAGCGAUGUGCAACUUCGAGAAAUGGAUGGCGGGCACUUCCUUCAUUCAGACUUUUGUGGAUGUUGCGCCUGUCUUGGAGAGCGCUGUGGAUGCUGCAAGGGCCAAAGCCUGGUACCCCGUCGGAAAACAGAUCGCCUUCGGGGCGAAGCAUCUCUUUGCCGGGGCCGUUCGGCUUGUUUGCAAGAUUGGCAACGGAAUCAGGAGCAUCAAGCUUCUCUCAGCUCUGGAGAGAUUCGGAGAAAAGGUAGUACGAGACGUGAACGCCUACGACGAUCUGGCCCUGGCCGUUUGGGCCGACGAAGCCGCGGACGCACUCAUCGCCGGGGCCAAGGCUUUCUACAACAGCGGUUCCAAGGCAGCUGGGCCUGCCCUGGAGAAAGCGGGUGACUCGCUGAAAGCCUCGGGCGCCAAGUUCGUGGGUGAGGUGAGAAGCUGGUUCGACGUCUCAGAAACCGCGGCCGACAGGGUUGCCAAGAAUGUGGCUAAAAUGUCGAAGUUUGCCAAGGUGGCCCAGGUAGCGCUCUUCCCGCUGAGUGUCAUCGGAGUGGUCAGCGACUUUCACUCGAUGGUUCAGGCUUUUCGAAACGGAGAGGUGGGGAUGGCAGUCUUCAACAUGAUCAAUGUCAUCGGUGGUGUCAUCAGCGCAGCUGUUGGGCUUGCCACCAUCGCAGUGUCCUAUUUCGGCACCGCCAUGGCUGUCUGCACCAUUCUUGCAGGGCCCAUUGGCACAGCCGUUGGCAUUGUCUUUGGGGCCAUUGCAGUGAUUGGAAGCAUCAUCGUCUCCAUCAUCACCGCACCUCCUGACAGCGACGAGCUCGGAGAGGAGUUCUGCUGCAUGGCCAUUCGGGCCUUCACCGAUGUACUCAAACAUGAAAGCAUGCCCAAUUUCGGGAGUCCGUUUGCUCCUUUGGAGACUUCAGUUGUUUCGGACGUCUUUGGGGCAAAGAACUUCCAGGAGUUUGCCGGAAAGACAUGGGAAGACUGCGAUGACUACGCAAAAGCCGGGCUCCUCCAGAAGCCACAGAACACGAAGACGACUAAUACUACACUUGCUACACUUGCAAGAGAAAAAGCACCCUGGAGCGGCGGCAAAAGCCGCCCUUGGAGCGUCACGCCAGGGCUCAGGCAUUGCCUUCCCGGCCCAGGGCUUUGCGCUCUCGUCCGGGACGCCUACGGCUUCCUUCAGCCCCUGGGGCGCUUCCAGAGCCUCAGGGCUUUGUCGGACGCAGCAGCACAUGGAGCCCCGCCGAGCUUCCAAGAUGGCAUUGGCACACCGAUAAGAGAGCCCAUCCUAGAAGCAAGUCUUGUACGGGCGAUGGCCGACUUGGAUCACACGAAGCCAGGGAUUCCUCAGGUCAUAGUAUCCUGGAAGAAGCCUCCUCUCAGGCGGCCAGCUGUACUGCAGGAGGAUCUGCUCAGGCUUCAAAGGAUGACGGAUGUCAAGAAGUUGGCGCCGGCGCAGAGCUCUCGCUCCAACUCUUCGAGCGAUCAGCUGCUGAAAGACUUGGAAGACCUGAUACGGAAUGCCAAGGGCCUCUUCGAGUGUCUCGAGGGGCUCCCGAAGAAGUAUCAUCUCAUCGAGUUUAUGAAACGGGUUCUGGAGCCCAAGAUGCCCGAGGCAAUCUUCUCCUCCUAUGUGGAGGUUCCGGUACACAGCAUCGAGAAGUGGCUAAGGGAGCUCACCGCCAAGUAUGAGACGAACAGUUUCCAGAUGAGCGUCCACAUCGGCACCCAUGAAACUGUAAUGUCUGGCCAUGGGCUUCACCGCGCCGUUCCGGUUGAAAUUGGCCCUAGCAAGGCAGGCUCGGCAGAAGUGUGCGUUCGAGCAUCGGCCGCAAAGGUGCAAUGCGACCCACACGGAGGAAGCUGGCCAGGCAGCUACACCGUCACCGUCUCGGAUGGUAACUUGGUGUGUGUGCGCAGGAUUGAUGCGGAUGGUUGGAGCUCGGCCUUGAGAAUGACUUGCGCAGCGUCAGAAACCGAGGAAGCAAAAUGUGUGAAGGCACGCGCAAACAGACUGCAGUGUGAUGCGGAUGCUGGCAAUCUCAACAAGCGCUUGCAGCCCCUCAACCUAAAGGUCGGGCACACCUACGCCUUCUACAACUCCCCUCAGCGGCGUUUCUUGCGCAUGUCUGAAUGGGAUGUGGACAGCAGCGGCGAGAUGGACGAGAACGCCCUGCCAACGUGGUGGACCUGGGAACAGUUCUUGGUGGUGGAUGCUGGCGAUGGACGCGUGGCCCUUCACAACUCUGCAUGGAAUGCAUUUUUGCAGGUCACCGACCAGCACGAUGUGAGGAAAACCUGGCAGAUGAAUGCCAAUGAGCUGCCUGCAGAUUGGAUGUGGGAACGCUUUGAUGUGGUCGAUGCUGGUGAUGGCAAGCUGGCCUUCAGAAGCCAUCUGUUUGGCCGCUACCUGCGAGUCAACGGUUGGACGGUAGAUGCCACCGCAGAACCUGUGGGUGAUUUGGAGAUGUUCACCCCCGUGGAUUUGACUAACACUCCGUCCCUCGUGUUCGGCCAGACUUAUGCUUUUCACAAUCCCACGCACAAUCGCUUCCUGCGCAUGACCAGUAGCGAUGUGGAUAGCAGCGAGACGUGCAAUGCAAAAGACCUCCCCGCUUCCUGGAUGUGGGAAAGGUUCCUGGUGGUGGAUGCAGGCCAUGGCCAGGUCGCUCUGCAGAACCCUGCCCAUCGGUCUUUUGUCCUGGUUGGGGAUCGAAAUGAUGUAACGAAGAGUGUGCCGCGAGACUCCAGUGAGCUCGCAGAUUGGGAACUGCGGGACCGCUUCCAAAUCGUCUUUGCUGGAAAGGGCCAGGUUGCCCUGAGAAGUGUGUUUUCCGGCCAUUUUCUAAGCAUGGAAGACCGUGACGUGAAUGCUCACCCAGCACACGUUGGACUCUGGGAGUCCUUCACGCUGGUGGCUGUGCCAGGUCCACUGCAGGUCGGGCACACCUACGCCUUCUACAACUCCCCUCAGCGGCGUUUCUUGCGCAUGUCUGAAUGGGAUGUGGACAGCAGCGGCGAGAUGGACGAGAACGCCUUGCCAACGUGGUGGACCUGGGAACAGUUCUUGGUGGUGGAUGCUGGCGAUGGACGCGUGGCCCUUCACAACUCUGCAUGGAAUGCAUUUGUGCAGGUCACCGACCAGCACGAUGUGAGGAAAACCUGGCAGAUGAAUGCCAAUGAGCUGCCUGCAGAUUGGAUGUGGGAACGCUUUGAUGUGGUCGAUGCUGGUGAUGGCAAGCUGGCCUUCAGAAGCCAUCUGUUUGGCCGCUACCUGCGAGUCAACGGUUGGACGGUAGAUGCCACCGCAGAACCUGUGGGCACAUGGUCGUCAAAGGCGGGAGCCUGGAAUGCUUUCGUGCCAGUGGACAUGACCCCAAUGUCAGCAUUGGCUGUCGAAAAAACACUUGUAAACUCUGCGAUCGUUGGCAGUCACUUUUUGGUUCCGCAUUCUGCCACCUAUGCUACAUCCCUCACAGAGAACGGCCACUCCCAACGCGACAGACCAAGCGAUGUUGGUGCAACCUUCGACAUCACAGUCAGGAAUGGCAACGAAGUCUGUGCACGUCGCACAGAUCACGUGGUGGACUGGAGCAUCGACUUGACUGUUUCGUGCCAGGACAAGUCACAACACCAAGUGGUGGUCAUCAGCACGAGUGCAGAGAAGAAGCGGUGCGUGAAGGUACAUGCAAGUAGAGACCUCACCUGCCUUCCGGAUGCCGGCAACUAUCCCUUCCGGAAGAAUUCUGAUGGCCAUGUGGACCCUCCAGAGACUGAGUUUGAGAUCACGGUGGAGAAGAUGGCUGGGGAUGGGACCUACGUGUGUUCGAAGCGACUGGAUGCCGACUCGGGCUGGGCGAUGCACUUGGCAGUGGGUUGUUUCGCUGGCACCCUGGUGGAGGACAUCUCCAGCCUUUCAGAUGGAAGUUGGAAGAUGCUGAUCAUCGAUGAGGCCAUGGCCGAGCUGCACAACCUCUUCCGUACGCCUGGCUUCGAGCCCAUGCGCUGCGCCAUGGAGAAUGUCGUUGAUCCUGUAGUUGAGAAGGCAAAGGCCCUGAUCCAGGAUACGUUCAAAUGGCUGGACCAGCUGGUGCUUGAUCUCAUCCAGGAGUCGGCUGCCUUUCUAGGAGGCUCCGCGAGAUUGCUGCUGGAGCUGCUAGGCUUGGCCAGUCCCGUUGAAGCCUUGACGGACAUAAUGAACGGGAAGGCCGCUGAGGUCUGCGACGUCACCCUGAAGGAGACUUCUGAGCGCAUGUACCAAGGUCUACCGGUGCCGCUCUCAACACAGACGCAGAUGCUCAUGGACCUGCUCCCAGAGGUGGCCGUUAGUAUCAUGAGAAGCUUUGCCAGCACUUUGCUUGACUUUUUGUCCGACACCUUCAUCCAGCAGCCCGCAAACUUCAUCAUCAACCAGGUUCAGAGUGCACUCCGCAUGGGAAUGGAAUAUCUUACCGGUCUGUGUGGCCUCGUCCCAGAGGUUGGUGGGAUCAUUUGCAUGGUCUUCACCGGUGCCUUGACGGCCGGCGAGGAAUGGCUUGGGGGGCCUUUGGCAUCCUUCCUCACAAACCUCAUGAAGGACAUUUCUGCGAAAAUCCUGGAUGCGAUUGCCUGGUUUACCAACUUAGUUGCGGAAGACCUCCAGAACGCUGUCAACAGCAUCCCAACACUGAUCAGUGAGCUUCUUGCCAGCUUCGCUGGGGAGCAUCAAUGGCUCAACGUCAUCUUGCAGGGCCCCAUCAUGGAGCCUCUUGUGAAGGCCCUGACCGGCAUUAUGCACUUCUUCAGCUCUUUGGUCGCUGGGAUGUUCCCAGGACUGCAGGAGAAGUUUGACGCCUGCAAGGCCCGCGUGGAGAAGCUGGUGAUCCACUGGCCCAGUCGAAACCAGGCAUUGCUGUCUUACACGGCUGAUGAAAGCCGUCAGAGCAGCAAUCAGCUGAAAGCCAGACAGCUGCUGCAGACGGACCUUGCAAGCGUUGCGACCACGGUGAGGGUGCUUCCUCGUGCAGAGAACCGUCGCGAAGCCACUGUCGGUGGAUCUUGCCGGCCCCACACGGGGGAACUUAUUUGCCUGCACGUCCGCAAUUCCUAUGGCUUUCGGCAGCCUCUUCUGGUGCAACCAUCCAUCAAGGCCAUCCGUGAACGUGCCUUGUUGCUGUGGCAGCAGGAGGAUUGUGUACAGCUCAAGGUUAACGGCACCAACAUCACCGAGGCCAACAUGGAGUCGCUCGGAAAAGUAGUGGUGUACUUUGAGCACCGGGACGGAACACCGAUGACACAGGCCGAGCACUUUGCCCUGCACGCCGCCCUGGAUGCACAACUGACAAACCAGACCACCGGGCCAAACCACGUGCCGGAUGUGUAUCUUGGCUGGUUGCGGCUCGGCAGCCGUGUCAAGCGCCACUUCAUGAAGUACCUCCAGAAGAGACAGCCCACCGAAGGCAUGUCCUUGGCCCAGUUUGACUUCUUCGCAGGGCUCGUCGACUGGGUGGGUGACGGCAUUGAGACCAUUGGCACCUGGGCAAUUGACACCACUGCGGAUGUUCUAGACUUUUUCGGUGCGGAAGCAGAAGCAGAUUGGCUUCGGGACUUGGCAGACCUGCCGCCACUCUUGAACCAGCUCAUCGACAAAGUCGUUCCCUUCGUAGACUGUCUUGAGUCGCUGCCCGAACCCAUUCAAUUUCAACAGCUUGUCCGCCUCGCUCUCAACUUGGAGGAGCUGCCCCAAACCAUGUAUCAACAUGUUAUUCAAAGACCUCUGGAUUCCAUGAUGACCUGGGCUGACACGCUUCUUGGCAGUUUGCUCCGAAACGAGCAGUUGGUAGACGUCCGGAUUGGCCCCUCCGGGUCAAGCAAGAAAUGCAUAGACGGCCGUGGGCAUCACCUCAUUUGCGCAGCGGAUGCAGCCAAUGAGCACAAGCGGCUGCAGGGUGGCAAGGGGGCCUCCUUCGAGGUCAGGGUGGAAGGUGACAGAACGGUGUGUGUGCAGCGCAAAGAUGUGGAUGCUGGCUGGGCCAUGGACCUUGGCAUUGCCUGUAAAGACACAUCCCUGCACCAUGUCGUCUACCUGGGCGCGUCAGACUGGAAUGAGAAAUGCGUCCAUGUCUAUGCUCGGGGACUCUACUGCCCAGCGGAUGCUGCAGACCGAUCCAUUCGGAUCAACUCGGAUCAAUGGGAUGCCACGGAUGAAUUCCAUGUGUGGACUGAGGGGGACUUCAUCUGCGUCAAACGCACUGAUGCGGACGCUGGAUGGAGCAUGAACUUGGCAGUUGAGUGCUAUGCAGACUACUUCACCGAAGACCUCGCCGCACUCGCAAGCGGAAAGUGGAAGCUGCCCAUGCUCAACAAAGUUUGGGACCAAAUUCACCAGCUCACGCUUCUUCCUGGCAUGGAGAUGGGUCGCUGUGGCUUUGAACAUUUCCUGCUCCCUUUGAAAGGCGAGCUUUUCGACAUGGUUCAGAGAGGCUUCCAGCUGGUGGACAAGGUAAUCAUGUGGAUGGUCGAAGGCCUGGGGGAGCUACUGGGCCAAGCACUACAAGGCGUGUCGUGGCUGCUGGGCUUGCAGGACGCCGUGGCAGUGGUUGGAGACAUCGUCAACAGCGAGAUCGCCCUGCAGUGUGAAACGACAAUGGAUCGAACACUGGAUGCACUCAUUGCCGAGCAGGCCAAUCCCAUGACCGUCUUUGGUGUCAAGGGCACGGUGAUGUUCGAAGCCCUCCCGAACAUUGCCGCCCGGUCCUUGGGCACGCUGGUACGCUACCUCCUGCGAAAGCUAGGAGACAAAGUUGUGGAGCCUCUGGCUUUCCAACUGGUUGGUGGAAUCCAGGCAGCCAUGGGCGCUGCCGAAAACGGUGUUGACGGACUCUGUGGGCUGAUCCCAGUCGCAGGUGGCAUUGUCUGCUCCAUCCUUACAGCAUUCGUGGCCGCGGCCCAGAAGUUCGUGAGUCCUAUAACGAUGAACUUCAUCAUCGACGUAGCGCAGAGGGUGUUUGACUUGAUUGCCAGGGGAAUCGAAGAAAUCCUGCGGGUCAUGUUGCAGACAGGAGGACUUAUCCUGGAUGCCAUCGUGGGCGGCCGGUCCGUGGACUUUGCCGCAGACAUUGCCACGAAGCUUGUCGAGUCCUUCAAAGACGAGUUUGCUUGGAUUGGAAUCGUCCUCUACGGCCCAGUCAUGUUUACCAUCGAGACGGCUUUCAAAAGCAUUGUCACCUUCUUCAUGACAGUCGCAGAUGAGGUGUUUCCAGGCCUCAAGACCAAGCUUCAAGACUGUGAGCAGCGUGCUACUCAGUUGCAGCUCACCUGGCGCAGCGCAAAGCUGGGUGCUUGA
Messenger RNA from Symbiodinium sp. CCMP2592, 11160 nucleotides. The record is from the annotation of a GenBank genome assembly. NCBI's taxonomy places the organism in Eukaryota, Dinophyceae, Suessiales, Symbiodiniaceae.